UUUAAUUUAAUUUGGGGAUUUUUGAAGAUGUAUUCCUAUUUUUAGAAAUUGUUCGAACAUUCAUUUUAAUUAAAUAAAAAUAUUUUCGAGGAGUUUAUAAGGGUUUGAUAAUUUUCAACGGGAAUAAGUACUCAUGAUUGAUGUAGGAAAAUUAUUAUCCGAAUUUUUAUGAAGGUUCAAGUCAGGUGAAAAAUUCGUCCAAGAUAAAAACAAUUAAGAAAAAUAGUCGGUUGUGAAGGGAGUAUUUCUAGAAAGGUUUUAAAGGGGGGUAAAGGGACCUUUGGAGUGAGGUUUGAGGAUGAGACUUUGAGUAGAGGGUGUCUGGGUAGAUAAAAAGGAGACUUUUAAAUCGAGAAAGGGUGUCUUGGAAUACGAAUUUCUUAUUAAUAGGUUUCCUAGGAUAAUCCGGCUAAGGAGGGAAAGAAGGCGAGAAAGUUAGCAGCCGAUCGAACUUCGUAGUCUCGCGUAAUGAAGAGGUUCACACCGAUUAGUAGCAAGGAAAGAGCUACGUCUAUUAGAGGCGGAAGGAAGGCCGAGAACUCGACACCGGUGAUCGCAACUGGCGGGGGUAAAGUGAUGGAGAGGCCCCGAACCUAUCCUCCUAGACCACCCGGGGUGUCGGCAGUUCGAAGUUGGCCGCCGAAUUGUGGCCUGAGGAGGGACCUUGAAGAGGAGCUCCAAUGGUUAGGGUCGUUGAAGAGGAGGACGAUGAACCGAUAGAGGAGGAGCCAAAAGAGGAAAAACGCGUGGGUCUUGUGCUCGAGAAUGCAGACGUUGAUGCGACUAAAGAGGUGAGUUUAAAGGGGCUAAAAUCUAUGUCGUAGGUCUUUUAGUUUCCGUUUUUCGUUCAAGUUAUUAAUUUUAGUUAAUUUUUUAGUAAUGCACGAUAUGUGUGUGAGGCAUCCCACCGCUUGUAAGGGUGGAGGCACGCCUUGUGCUAUGUAUGAAUGCAUGUAAUGUCGUAUGGAUUGAUGGUAUGAGGAACCCCCGGGCGGUUGGGCCACUACUGGACGCGGUAGAUGGUCGGGUCACUGCUGGACGACGAGACGUAACGCAGCAGUUGAUCGAGUAUGUUGGGGUCACUACUGGACGGCGAGACGUAACGCGGUAGUUGACGGGCAUGGACUGGACAGCGGGACGUAACGCAGUGCCAUUGCCAAGUUUGGGUAUGCAACCGGACGGCGAGACGUAAUGCGGUUGGCAUACUAGGGUAGGACACCGGACGACGAGACGUAACGCGGUGGUCCUAGUGUUUUGUGUUUGUGUUAAGGAUAAAAGUUGAGAACCUCUGUGAGUUAAAGUUGAAAGGAGUUAUUAAGAACCUAAGAAGGAAACUCUAAAGAUACGAUAGGAGUAGAGAUCUCUUAUAGACUGUUUGAUAGUGAAGUUUAAAGGAUGAAAGUGAGAACGACUUUCGUCUAAGGAAGGCAUUCCCCUAUUAAUGUGUUUAGUAAGGAUAUUGCUUAGGCAAAGACCUUAGGAAGUAACGACGAGACUGACCCCUUCUCACUCACCAGGUUGAGGAUAGUCUAGCAGAAGUGGAUCAUGAGAAGAAGCAUGGCGAGGCAAGCAGCAGUACCAGUGUCGUCGGGAUAUCGGAAAGCUCGUGAGGAGUCAAGUUCGAUUAGUUAAUUAUUUUGUUGCAUGGUUAUAGUAUAAACUGGAGAUUCUGUA
Molecule: messenger RNA, 1674 nt
Organism: Linum trigynum
Lineage: Eukaryota; Viridiplantae; Streptophyta; Magnoliopsida; Malpighiales; Linaceae
Source: the annotation of a GenBank genome assembly